This is a messenger RNA of Adineta ricciae, 1590 nucleotides long. Lineage: Eukaryota; Metazoa; Rotifera; Eurotatoria; Adinetida; Adinetidae. The record is from the annotation of a GenBank genome assembly.
AUGUUACGUGACCAACCACCCUUCAUUCAAUGCCUCCUAGGAACAGGAUUCACAUGGUUUGUGACAGCAGCAGGCGCUGCUCUCGUAUUUAUAUUCAGAUCUACCAAUCAAAAGUUACUUGACUAUAGUCUCGGUUUUGGAGCUGGGGUAAUGACAGCUGCAUCAUUCUGGAGUUUACUUGAUCCCGCAUUUCGAAUAGCUCGUGAAGAAUCUCAUCUAGAUCAUCGCGUGAAUUUUUGCUUAAUUAUUCUUGGUUUUCUGUUUGGCGGAUUGUUUGUUCACACUACUGAUCUCUUAUUACCAUCGAUUACGUCCAAGCAAGUGUUUCAAGUAAUCUCGAACAAGAAAACCGAUGAAUACAAGAUAAAAAAGCCCGACAAUGCAUGUUCCACUUUAAAAAUGAAUUCUGCUGUGCGUUCGCGAUUGAAACGUAAUCACGAUGGGAAAAAUAGAUUUCAUACUCCGAUUGGGGACAGUCCAAUGGAUGAAAGUAAAAACUUUAUUGAGAAUAACGAAGAACAGACAAAAUGGCAUCGAUUACUCCUGUUAAUAAUUGCUGUCACCGUACAUAACUUUCCAGAAGGCUUGGCUGUUGGCGUCGGAUUUGGAUCAAUUUCAUCGUCAAAUAAUGCCACAUCAGCCUUUAACCAAGCUCGCAAUUUAGCAGUCGGCAUCGGUAUUCAAAAUUUCCCCGAAGGAUUGGCCAUAAGUCUACCAUUGCGUUCAUUUGGUAUUGGAUCUGGCAAGGCAUUUUGGUAUGGUCAAUUGAGCGGAUUGGUAGAGAUUGUUGCAGGGAUUCUCGGCGUGUGUUUUGUUCAACUAGCGAAUUCUUUAUUACCGUUCGCGCUUUCGUUUGCCGCGGGUGCAAUGUUGUUCGUUGUUUUCAAUGAAAUCAUCCCGGAAAUUACUUCUCAAAACCGAACGAUGUCGUCUUGGUGGUUGAUGAACACGGAAUCUAUUUAUACAGAAUGUAUGCAGCAGUUGUGUGCACCGUAUGGAAAGAAUUUUAGCACAGAAACAAAAUUAGAAAUGAUGGGAAAAUCGGCAUUGGAGGCAGGACAAAUAUUAAUUCGAGAAUUGAAUUUACCAAUGACAGAUGAAGAAUUUUUAGCUAAAUCUAACGAAUUGUAUACUCAAGCAUUUCCAUCGGCUGAAUUAUUACCAGGUGCCGAGCGUUUGAUUCGACACUUAGCCAAUUACAAUAUUCCUAUGGCGAUUGGCACAGGUUCAUCUCAUGAAUUAUACACGUUAAAAAUAAGUGGUCAUCGAGAAUUAUUCAAACUAUUCGAUCCGGUCAUUUGUACCGAAACAAAAGAAAUCCGUUUAACUAAACCCGAACCGGAUAUAUUCCUUGCAUGUGCAGAGAAAUUCCCCAAUCCGCCGAUUUCCAUGAGUCAAUGUUUAGUAUUCGAAGAUGGAGAAAACGGCGUUCGAGCUGCCCUCUCAGCUGGAAUGAGGGUCGUCCUGGUUCCGAGUUUACCAUUAAGUAAUUACGACCCGUGGAUCUUAAAGCAUGCUACACUUAAAUUGGAUAGCUUAUUGAAAUUCGAUCCCGUGGAGUUUGGUUUACCUCCGUUUGAUGAUGUUUAA